Molecule: messenger RNA, 459 nt
Organism: Eufriesea mexicana
Lineage: Eukaryota; Metazoa; Arthropoda; Insecta; Hymenoptera; Apidae
Product: peptidyl-tRNA hydrolase 2, mitochondrial
Exons: 3
Coding region: 53-424 (123 amino acids)
Cellular component (GO): cytosol
Molecular function (GO): peptidyl-tRNA hydrolase activity
Source: RefSeq, a predicted model, not a curated record
UGUUUAUAUAAAAUAAUGGUAAUGAAAAAUACAAAAAAAUUGCAACCUUCUAAUGAUUCAAAUGCAUUCAGGUUAUUAUAAGCUUGUAUUAGUUAUUAGAACUGAUUUAAAAAUGGGAAAGGGAAAAGUUGCAGCACAGUGUGCUCAUGCUGCUGUUGCAGCCUAUAAGGCAGCUAUAAAAAGAUGUCCUAUACCUUUGACUGGUUGGGAAUAUAAUGGACAGCCCAAAAUUACUCUUAAGGUGGAUAGUGAAGAUGCUUUGAAAGAAAUAGCGGCACAGGCUAGAGAUAUGGGUCUUUUAACUAAUAUAAUAGAGGAUGCUGGACAUACACAAAUAAAAGCAGGAAGCAAAACGGUAUGUGCAAUUGGUCCAGGCCCAGCUGAGCUAAUAGAUCAAGUAACUGGACAUUUAAAGUUGUUUUAAUAAUGUGUUCAAUAAAGGAUCACUCAGUAUGACAA